Monomorium pharaonis (pharaoh ant) is the source of this 4094-nucleotide messenger RNA. RefSeq names its product thyroid adenoma-associated protein (gene THADA). NCBI's taxonomy places the organism in Eukaryota, Metazoa, Arthropoda, Insecta, Hymenoptera, Formicidae. The transcript is spliced from 14 exons. The record is from RefSeq and is a predicted model, not a curated record. Gene Ontology annotation, cellular component: cytosol. The coding region runs from base 115 to 4020 and encodes 1301 amino acids. Gene Ontology annotation, biological process: tRNA methylation.
GCGUGCCGCCAAAUUGCAUGAUAAAUGUGUCGAGGAGUAAACAUGCACGUUUUCCAACACGUGAAAAGGUGAUUACACGUUGCCGCGACAUCGCGGCUUCAGAAAUCGAAUAAUAUGAACGAAAACGAACUUCGUGUGCUGCUGAGUGGCCUGCGAGUAUCGAAGCAAAAGGGCGAGCUCGACACCAAUGAGAAACUCUCACAACAAACUGUCAAAUGGCGAAAUACUUUGGAGUACAGUGUUUUGGAAACAUGCGCCAGGCAUUAUAGUGAAGAGGUCAGACUGGAGAUGCUGGCACUCUUGGUGGAAUCGAAGAAAAGCACAUUGCACUUUACACGCAUGGAACUUGACAUAAUUCUAUUGUUUUUGAACUAUAAUUUGUGUGAGAAGAUGGAAUAUAUACCCUUUGUUAAAAAGGCUUUGAAACGAUUAAAAGACAGUCUGGCUGUUAUGCGGAGACAAUUGUCCCAGGAACUGAAAAUGAGAAGUCGAUACAAGGAACAAGAUGUCGCUUCAGAAAUGUAUGAAAAUGUCUUUGCUUUGUCUCAUCAAACAUCUGAGCAAAUUGAACGGGAUAUAAAGGAUUACGUCAUGUUUUUCAUAAACUUGCGUGAUAUUUGCGUGAGCAAUUUGUAUCCAGAUGCGACGUACACGCGCAGACGUUCUAGCUUGCAAAUACUUUUGUUGAUGCAACAUCUCCUUUGCAAUGAAUUCCAAGAUAUCGAAUGGGAGAAAGAGCAAGUCGAGACGAUAUUCCAGUGUUUGCUGCUGGAUACAUAUGAACCAAAUAAAGAAAUGGCAUAUCAGAUAAUAAAGCCAAUGAGUCCGGUAUUGUUACACUUAGAUUCAGAAUCCCAGGUUCGAUUAAUUGUUGAAGUCGCGCUUCAAUUGGGUAACAGCAUACGACCUAUAGACAGUGUUACAGCUGUGUACAUGUUAAAAAUAUCCGAACUGUCCCCUAUUAUAAGAAAUGUACUUUGCGAUUACUGCAACGUAGAGGACAAUGUUGCAGAAAUUAUAACAUUGCAAUUAGUACUGCUGCUAUAUAAAAAAUUGCAGGAUGCGUUAGUUUUAGCGAAAAAGAACAUAGGAAAAGUAAUCGUUAAAAAUUCUUUGUAUGGAUAUUUAUUUUGUAUGAGAAGCUUACUUUCAGACUGUGACUUGAGAGGCACAGGAGCGAACAAAUUAUGGCAAAGUACUGUAGCUAAUAUUAUAUUAUUGUGCUUUGAAUUGAAUCAUUCUGUUUCUGUGGUGGUAAAUAAUUCCUCACCGGAAGGACACUUACCGAUGGACUUGAAGGCGCUAAAUUUAGAUGAUGAGUCAUCUCCCGAAAAGAAUAUCAUAACGCCACAAAUGGUGCUACUUUGUUCUUGGCGUACUGUUAAAGAAGUCAGUCAGUUGUUUGGUAUAUUUGCCACCAAGGCAUCGAUACAAACUGCUGACUGUCUAGAUGGAUUACUAACGGAGGAACAAAUUGAACAUAUAAUGAAACAUUUAGUCUCGUUAUUGUGCGAAACGAAACAUAGAGGCGCGUUUGAACAAGCGUACGUUGGUUUUCAUCAAUUAUGCACGCGGCUGUGGCGAUUAACAAACACAAAUUUAAAUGCGCUCCCUAUGCAUUGGCUCCAUGAUAUCUUGGUAGGUAUUACAGGAUUAAUGCCAGGAUAUACGAAAUUGUGUGCGACAAGGAGAAGCGCGGGUGUUCCAUUUAUGAUACAGGCAGUAUUAUCAUCGGAACCAAAAAUCCAUACUAAUUCAGAAGUCUCGGCGUUUCACUCGGUUAUGAAAAUUUUAUUACAAUUCUCGCAGCUUGAGAGUACAAUUAAUCUAUGGCAGCAAGUAAAGAGUAUAAUGUAUCGAAAUACAAUAUUUACCAAGUACGAGCAUUUAGCCAAACCAAUAAUAGAAAAUAGAAAUGAGUAUCAAUAUAAGGAAAUUAAACUUGACAUGACCGAGAUAAAAACUCACUCCAUGAAUAUUCUCAGAGCUUUAUUCAGACAUUCUCAACUCGGAGACAUGGUUAAGAAUUAUAUUGCGGAUGGUUUGAUGGUCGCCUUUAGAAAUUAUGAAAGUAGAACAUGGGCAGAACGUAACGCGGCUACGUUAUUGUUUAGCGCGCUUAUAAUUCGAGUUUUUGGAGUUCAAAGAACCAAGGAUCACAUCAAUUUGACGACAGAUAAUAAAAUGACAGGAAGAAUAUUUUUUGAAAGAUAUCCCAGUCUGUUGCCCUUUACUCUGAAUGAAUUGCAAGUUUUCAUAUCGAAUGAUGGUACCAUGAUAAAAUCCAAUGUUCAAGCAAUUUUAUUGCUGUUAUCACGAUUGUAUAUUAGUUACCAUUUUGACAGUACGGAUAUUGCUUGGAAGAUAAAUGAAUUUGUUAAUUUGGUAUCACAAUGCGCUAAAAGCCCUGUACAUAAAACGCGUGAACUUGCAGCUAGAGCACUGGUGCCAUUAUUAACGGAGAGUACAGCCCAUAUUGUUGUGAAAAAGUUAUUUUUUGUUUUAUGUACGGCACAAGAUACUCAGAUCUCAGCAAACCUUACACACGGCUAUUUGCUACAGAUAUUAGAAAUCUUAACGAGAUUGCCGUCUGUAAGGAUACAACUAUUAAAAUCUGACGUCACAGAUUUUUUACGCGCGACAGAUUGGAUAUUGAAAGGAUUGGAAAAAAGAGCUAAUGGAUUCAGUUGCUUUUCCAUAGCUAGUGUAUAUAUCGAUAUUCUUCAUGAAUUAUAUAAUUUAGACAAAAAUAUGAUUGAAAGUUGUAAUAUGGAAGAUAUAUUGCAUAUUCUGCAGCAGCACUUAGUCGAGAAAGAUUUAUUACGACAAGGACCGGGCGAGCAAAUGUACAAAGUGUCCAUAAUUAAAUUCAUACUCUGCGUGGAGAGAUAUUCAAAUUUCUUGCAAACGGCACACAACAAGAACAGUAAAAUGUACGACAUUUAUCCGCGUCUUCUGAUCGUGCCAGAAGCCGAGAUACAAUAUAUUGCUUGGACUACUGUUUUCGAAAUGAUGAAGAAGGAAUCUUAUCAACAAAAAAAAUUAUUGAGUACUUACACUAUUCGUGCUGCAGCCGAUUUCGCUAAAGAUUUAUACAAAUGUAAUCCUAAAUUACAAGAUGCGGUCUUUGAUUUUUUAUAUAACAGAUUGAUGGAUAAAAACGAAUGCUUCACUGGCAAACGUGAAAUUUGUAACUUAGUUCUUAGAGAAAUGCAUCUACGUGAUGCAAACAACAUCUAUUCUCAACGGGUUAAUUAUUUGAGAUUACUAGGAAAAUGUAUGACAACAAUUACUUAUCAAUUAAAGGAUAAAGAGCUUAGGAUGAAAUAUACAGAGAAUGUCUAUAGAAAAGUCUGUGACAGUAGUUGGAUCGGUUCAUUAUGCGAAGAUUUCAGAUUAUCAGUUUUCGAUAUAUUGUACGAACUUUUUGAGAAAGACAUCGAUAUCGAACAUUGCCAUCCCAUAUUAGAUUGGUGGACAAUGUUGUUACAAUUAUUAGUUGAUGAUAAUGCGGAGGUUCGGCGCGACGCGUCCAAAUUGAUUUGCAAACUCAAAUCGUGCAAUCAAUUGGAAUGUCUCGAGAAAACUUUAUUGAUAUUUUUCCAAAACUUUAACGAAAUGGUCGCCGAUAAGUAUCCCGGAAUAGCAAUUGGCGUUCUUUUCUGCUGGAGCGUCUCAUUAGGAGAAACGGAUUACGAAAUGGAUGAAACCGAUGUAUUCAACAAAUGUAGAAAUUACGAUGUUUUCGAGCCCGUGAAGAUAUCAAAAUUGUGCUUUGAUUUAACAAAAUCGAUAAAGCAACGAUAUUCCAUUGAUAGUGCUUUACCACCGGAUGCUGUGAGAUGGAUAAAUUACCGUUUAGGUACUGAUUUUCCUUUAUUAUCGUCUUUUAAAGAAAUCGUAUGUAAUUAUAGGAACAAUAUGCCAAAACUUGAAAAAAAAUUAGAAGAAAUUUUAGAUCCAACAUAUAGGGAUAAAUUAUUGCAGGUUUUAGCAUGUGAAAAAUUUGGAUCAUUAUAGUACAAGAUAAACUGUCACGUAAUCGUUAAUUUAAUUUCACGCGUAUUACAAAUAAAUAUAUAAAUUUAAUAAAA